AUGCUUCCGUCAUCAAUCCUCAUCCCUCUGGCAGGGCUUAUCCCCCUCAGCGCAGCCGGUGAUAGCGCAGCCGGUGAUAGCGCAGCCGGGUAUAUUCUUCAGGACGACUAUAGCGUGGACAAGUUCUUCUCUAUGUUCGAAUUCUUCACGUCUGUCAUGAGAUUUCUCAGCAUGAACUCGAGGAAAUCUGGAACGGUCUUCAGCCAAGAUGCUAAGUCUCGAAAACAGGAUCGUGAUCCUACGAAUGGUUAUGUGACAUACGUCGGACAGUCUGCUGCGCAGGCCGCCGGACUUGUGAACACCAACAACAAUGCCGUGUAUAUGGGAGUGGAUUACACCAACAUCGCCUCAGCCCCGGGCCGACAGAGCGUCCGGCUAACAAGCAAGAAAUCCUAUACGCAUGGACUCAUCAUUCUCGACCUGGCGCACAUGCCUGGUGGACUUUGUGGGACCUGGCCAGCCUUUUGGACCGUGGGACCCAAUUGGCCGAAAGGCGGAGAGAUUGACAUCAUUGAAGGUGUGAACAGUCAAUUGUCCAACUCCAUGGCCCUGCACACGGUUCAAGGUUGCUCAAUCUCAAACAAUGGACUCUUUUCUGGUACCAUUUCCACCCCCAACUGCGAUGUCAAUGCGCCCGGUCAGCCGAACAAUGCAGGCUGUCAGAUCCUGAUGUCAAACUCUGCUUCAUACGGCACGGGUUUCAACCAAGGACAAGGCGGCGUCUACGCAACCGAGUGGACUAGUGACCACAUAUCGAUCUGGUUCUUCCCUCGAGGUGCGACUCCUGCGGACAUCUACUCUGCGUCUCCCGAACCCGGCAAUUGGGGUCCGCCGGCAGCCAGCUUUGCUGGUGGCUGUGAUAUCGACAGCCUCUUCUCCUCCCACCAGAUCGUUUUCGACACGACUUUCUGCGGAGACUGGGCUGCCAACGUGUGGAGCACCGACCCGGUCUGCAACGCCAAAGCACCAACUUGCGAGGCAUUUGUGCAGAACAAUCCCGCCGCAUUCAAAGAUGCUUUCUGGAGUGUCAAUUCUCUAAAGGUGUUCCAGAGUGCUGAGGGUGGCAGUAUCCCGCCGCACACCAAUCCUAGUCAUGUGCCAUCCGCUCCUACGGUUGGUCAGUCUGUCCCUGCCAUGUCAUUCCAUGCAACAUCCGGUCCCAACGGGCAACCAAGUGGAUUCCCGUACUCUGCUCCUGCCGACAGUGAAGUGCCGCCGAGCACAGGCUUCAGUCGGGGUGGCAAUGGCCGAUUCACCAAGACUUGGGGAGGAGGAUCAUGGGAUGAGAAAACAAACAUCGACGCUGGAUUUCGUUCUGCCAUCACCUCCGCUGCACAGGUUGGCGACAGUGACGGUGCCACAGAUGAAAAUGUCCAUUACGUCACUGUCACGGCCUUGACCCUUGAGGAUUUCCCUACAAGAGAAGAUGUCCCAGUAGGCCAGGGCGACGAUAGCAAUGUCAACAACAAACGCGAAGUGGUCGUGGAGAAGAAAGAAAUACCCCUCAGCCCGGUCGAACUUGGCGCCCCAGUCGAAGCGAGGACAUCCAAGCGAGAGACCAAAUCAGACAUGGAAAAGCGUGUCGCAGAUAAAGCGGACCAUUUGCACCUUCAUCGACGUGGCCGGCGCCAUUCCCUCUUCGGCGGACUCACGGGCGCGGGAACCACAGAAGAGAAAAUGUGA
Messenger RNA from Exophiala aquamarina CBS 119918, 1683 nucleotides. Its product is annotated as endo-1,3(4)-beta-glucanase. Gene Ontology annotation, molecular function: hydrolase activity, hydrolyzing O-glycosyl compounds. Gene Ontology annotation, biological process: glucan catabolic process. The transcript is spliced from 2 exons. The record is from RefSeq and is a predicted model, not a curated record. NCBI's taxonomy places the organism in Eukaryota, Fungi, Ascomycota, Eurotiomycetes, Chaetothyriales, Herpotrichiellaceae. Bases 1 to 1683 code for a protein of 560 amino acids.